Molecule: messenger RNA, 1197 nt
Organism: Mycotypha africana
Lineage: Eukaryota; Fungi; Mucoromycota; Mucoromycetes; Mucorales; Mycotyphaceae
Exons: 1
Coding region: 37-813 (258 amino acids)
Molecular function (GO): protein binding
Source: RefSeq, a predicted model, not a curated record
CAACAGCAACAGCAACAGCAACAGCAACAGCAACAAAUGCAGCAGAAUAAUCUGCAAAUAAAUACAGCCGUGGCACCAACAUACCAACAUCAAUAUGGCACACAACCUGAAGCUGCUCCUGUCGCUUCUCCUGUGUCACCUAUUCCGCACGAACAAUAUGGAAAUCAACCAGUUGUGGCUGGUACAAGUCCUUCGUCCCCAAAAUCACCCUACGAUAAUAACAACAGCAAGGUGGAUGCUACUCAAUUUACAGCCGAUGCAAACAACCAUAUCAUAGUAGGAUCGAUGAUGCCGGCUAUUGUACCCGCUACCGCUACUACUAAUGGUCAACAGGAGCAAUAUUACAUGCAGCAGCAAUAUCAACCUCAAAUUAAUUUACCAUACCAACCAGAUACUACUUAUCAGCAAGAAGGUGCAGCCACUGUUGCUCAGAAAACAGCUACAGCUGUUACGGCCAUCUCUCCUCAACAACAGCAGUCAGAUCCACUCGCACCUACCCAAUCCAACUCGCUUGGAGUCUUCCAUGUUAUUGCGACGUAUACACCUACCCUUAGUGAUGAAAUUGAUAUACAGCUAGGGGAUCAAAUAGAGGUUCUGGUUGAAUAUGACGAUGGAUGGUGCCAAGGUAUCAAUUUAACGCGCGGUCAAGCCAAGGGUGUCUUCCCUAGACACUGUGUUGAUCAUCAACCGCUUGGUGUUUCGACAACUGCAGUAGCCGGUGACACCAAUAAUAUUUCAGCAAAUCCUGCGCUUCAACAGCAGCAGAAAAAUGAGGCUGAUAAAAUGAAGAGAGUCAGUUCAAUGAUCGCUUAAAGUUAAUAUGCUGAUUAUUAGCUAAUCUUUAUGUAUAAUGUACAUUAUCGCCACUCUACUUCAUUACCCUCCCUCAUUUUCAUAUCAAUUUAUGCAUCUUCAAUUAUUUUAACCUGUAUUUCUAACCAAACAAUUAAAUUUAUUCCGUGAAAUUAUAAAUCAAUAUUUCUUAGAGGAAUGACUUCGUCAUUAUUGUUUCGUCGCCCUACAAUCUGAUUAAACAUAGUUUCCUGACUUCGAGAUCCAGUUUGAACAUCUUCAAUUGUAAAAUGAAAUUUAGUUACGAGGUAUAAACCUUUAUUACAUGUAUAUAUAUAUGUGUGUGUGUGUGAGUGAGAAAAGAAUGGAUAUGUACAGGAUUAAGAUAGUGUAACUUUAUAAAGG